This is a messenger RNA of Coturnix japonica (Japanese quail), 1639 nucleotides long. It is a transcript of the gene PLEK2, whose product is annotated as pleckstrin 2. NCBI's taxonomy places the organism in Eukaryota, Metazoa, Chordata, Aves, Galliformes, Phasianidae. Gene Ontology annotation, cellular component: plasma membrane. Gene Ontology annotation, biological process: intracellular signal transduction; actin cytoskeleton organization. The record is from RefSeq and is a predicted model, not a curated record.
UGGGAAGAAAGCGAGAAAGAAGGGAUGGGAUGAUACGUCACAGUGGAGGAGGAGGGUCACGGAGAAAAAUGAGCUCUCCUCAGCUCCAAGAGUGCAGAGGAACGGGCUGCCAGGGCCUGGGUGCUUCUCAGCUGGACAAGGGUCUGCUUUUUGUGGGCUGUGAUGGAGGAGACCACUGGGGUCCUGAAGGAGGGCUUCCUCGUCAAGCGGGGACAUAUCGUUCAUAACUGGAAAGUAAGAUGGUUCGUUCUACUCCAGGAUAAGCUGCUGUAUUAUAAACUUGAAGGAGGCAAGAAGGAAUCUUCUCCAAAGGGCAGGAUCCUUCUGGAUGGCUGCACUAUUACUUGUCCUUGUCUGGAAUAUGAGAACAGACCGCUGCUUAUCAAACUAAAGACAAAAACCAACACAGACUAUUUCCUUGAAUGUUGCUCUAGAGAAGAGCGAGACUCCUGGGCUUUGGACAUCACUGGAGCUAUUCAUGCUGGUCACCCAGUGCAGGUGCAAGAGCUUCACAGAAUGAAGAAUUCUUUCAAGCUACUAGAGAACAUCAGCCUCCACCACAUCGUGGAUAAGAUGCGUGACAGCAGUGCUGGAAUUAAGCUGACCCUCAACGUGGAGCAAGGCAACAGAUACAAGGAGACCUUCACAGGUUCUGCUCUGGUGGACUGGCUCAUCUCCAACAACUUUGCCGUAUCACGGUUUGAGGCCGUCACCUUGGCCUCCAUGCUGAUGGAGGAGAACUUCACCAAGCCCGUGGGUGCACGCAGCACCGGGGCCACGCGCUACAGUGACCUCUCUGAGCAGUUCCUCGAUGACUCCACCGCACUGUACAUGUUUGCUGAGACGAGUAAGAAAAUGAUCAGUUCCAAGGAAGAGCUGCAAUUUAACAUCUCUGAAUUAAGUGGCACAAUUGUGAAGCAAGGAUUCUUAGUGAAACAGGGACACAAGAGGAAAAACUGGAAGGUGAGGAAGUUUGUUCUGAGAGCUGAUCCUGCAUUCUUACACUACUAUGACCCCACCAAGGAAGAGAACAGACCAGUAGGUGGAUUUUCUCUUCGAGGCUGUCUUGUCUCAGCUCUGGAGGACAAUGGAGUCCCAGCAGGUGUGAAGGGCAAUGUGCAAGGCAACCUCUUCAAAAUCAUCACCAAAAAAGACAUUCAUUAUUACAUGCAGGCCAGCUCCAAGGCAGAGCGAACACAAUGGAUUGAAGCGAUCAAACCACUGACAUGAUUAAGAUGGACUCCAUGCCAAACAGUGCCACGUUUGUGACCAGCCACUUUGGUAAGCUUGACAUCGCCCGUGAUCUGCAAAGCUUUCACCAGGUUCAGAGGCUGAAUGCGGUGAGUGAAGUCACAGAUCUGCCGCCCGUCAAGCAAGACCUUUAUUUGCUGAUGUUCACAUAAGAGCUCCAUCUGCAAUGGAAAAGGACAGGUGAGGGUGUUAGAGGACAGCAGCUGAACUGAUUUCAACAGUGUGAACUUAGAACCCCUGCGUAAUAGGGACGGUGAAGCACAAGGUCUACCAGUUCCUCUGAGAUGCCUCUAAUAAAUAACCUACUCUAUGCUGAAGUAAAACUGUAAAACUCUUUAUAAAAAGCUCUAUCAUUAAAACUAGAGAAAUAAAUGAAUCUCUCCUUCAA